Beauveria bassiana ARSEF 2860 is the source of this 420-nucleotide messenger RNA. RefSeq names its product short chain dehydrogenase. The record is from RefSeq and is a predicted model, not a curated record. Bases 1 to 420 code for a protein of 139 amino acids. NCBI's taxonomy places the organism in Eukaryota, Fungi, Ascomycota, Sordariomycetes, Hypocreales, Cordycipitaceae. The transcript is spliced from 2 exons. Gene Ontology annotation, cellular component: mitochondrion. Gene Ontology annotation, biological process: mitochondrial respiratory chain complex IV assembly.
AUGCCCAGCUCGUGUCAGGAAUUGCGCGAGGCGCUGGCCCAGUGCCUUCAGGAAUCCGACUGCGUCAUGGUGCAGCGCAACCGGGCGGCCGACUGCCUGCGCGAGCCGCUGUCAUCGACGCUGCCGACGCGCUGCCAGCAGCUAAAGAAGGGGUACGGCGACUGCAAGCGCGGCAUGGUGGACAUGCGCAAGCGGUUCCGCGGCAACAUGCCCGUGGCGUACAAGAGCGAGUCGAGCAACGGCCCGCGGGCGGCGGACGGCGACAAGGGGUACCAGCUGUACGCCGGCGGAUCGGCGUUUGGCGGCGCGGUACGCGAGACGAGUGGAAAUGAGCCGGUCGCGCCGGAUUGGCGAGACGUCGAGAACGAGCGAUACCGGGCGGAGCAGGCGGCGAUUGCGGCGGCGAAUAGUCAAAAGUGA